Messenger RNA from Ananas comosus (pineapple), 1581 nucleotides. Its product is annotated as E3 ubiquitin-protein ligase Hakai. The transcript is spliced from 3 exons. Gene Ontology annotation, biological process: regulation of cell adhesion; protein ubiquitination. NCBI's taxonomy places the organism in Eukaryota, Viridiplantae, Streptophyta, Magnoliopsida, Poales, Bromeliaceae. Gene Ontology annotation, molecular function: ubiquitin protein ligase activity. The record is from RefSeq and is a predicted model, not a curated record. Bases 92 to 1213 code for a protein of 373 amino acids.
CGAAGAGAGAGAGAAAGAGAGAGAGAGAGAGAGAGAGCAUCAGAGCGUCGAGACCCGCACGCGCGCGAUCGCUCCUAUUCAACCCCACCAUAUGCUCCAGAUCCGCCUGAGCAAGGGCUCCUCGGCGGAGGGGGGCGCCACCGCCGCGGCGGCGGUGGCGCCGGCGAAGGCUGCGGCGCCGGCGACGGAGACGGUGACGGUGACGUGCCCCGACCACCUCGUCCUCGCCGACCUCCCCGUCGCGAAGAGCGUCGGCGCCGUCACCUCCUCCGCCGCCACCUCCGUCCGCUCCGUCGGCCGCCGCCACCGCCGCCAGGCCGGCGAGAAGGUCCACUUCUGCGUCCGCUGCGACUUACCCAUCGCCAUCUAUGGCCGCCUCACACCAUGCGAACAUGCAUUCUGUUUAACAUGUGCAAGGAGUGAAGCCAGUUGCUAUCUAUGCGAUGAACGAAUUCAGAAGAUCCAGAGCGUCAAGAUGAUGGAGGGCAUCUUCAUAUGUGCCGCCCCACACUGUCUCAAAUCCUUUCUCAAGCGGUCGGAAUUCGAGUCCCAUAUUCACGAAACCCAUGCCGACCUCCAACCCAAUGAAGAGAAGGAUGCCGGCUAUCCAAUAAGCACGAAAGCCUCAUCCACUGAAUCACAAAUGCGAUCGUCGCAGCAAGAAAUCUCGACCGCCCGUGCCCCUCCACGGCCAGGAUUAUCCCUCAAUCUCAAUUCCCCACACGAAGAGAAGACCCGCCAACCCCGGCCUCCACCGUUGUAUAACAACCCAUCUCAAGGUUCAGAGAAGCCUGAUUUUCACUCUAUGCAAGUUUCGGAGAAGCAAUCCCUAGAAAAACCUUCCGGCAGUCAAAUGCAACCUGUGGCGCCCGAUUUCCUGACUUUGCAAAUCCAGCCCCCUCUGCCGCCAAAUUACGCAAUGCCCCUGAAUCCCAACCAGGCAUUGAUCUCUCCUCCGUUGUUAAAUUAUCCUCCGACUUUUCCCGCACAGGGAUCUCAACCAUAUCCCGGUGUAUCCGUACAGGGGGCGGUGCUAGGGUUCGCGCCUGCUCCGACAGGUGUAGCUGGGUUUGUGGGUUCAUUGCCUUUGCCGUUGCAGAUGCCGCUGCCUCCGCCGCCGCCGGUUCACCCUGCGAGUUCUCAACAGCUUAAUGCUGCAAAUUUCUCUAAUUUCGGCAAUGUGAAUCAAGACGGCCACGGCUAUGGAUCGUAAAACCUUCAGUUCUUCCUGUUUGUGAUGCUGUUUGUUCUUCGGCUCGUGGCCUCAAAAUUCUCAAAAUUGAGGCCCCGUCUCUAUGUUUUGAAAUCCUUUGUUGUUCUUCCUGUUUUUCUUUUUACUGUUGUUUUCUUUUCUUUUAAGAAGUAUCAGUGCUACCUCUGCUGCUCAUCCAGGUUACUUGUCUUCUUCUUUUUUUUUUCUUUUUUUUUUCUUUUUUUCUUUCUUCGUUGUGAACUCAAGUUCCAUAAUGCUCAAUUUUGAGAGUAUCAACAAGGAUUUCAAAUGUCAACAAGUUAUAAUCGAAUUCGCCACCCCAAUAUUUGCUAGGAUAACCAUAAACUUUCAAUGUUUUUACAUUCUUA